This is a messenger RNA of Rotaria sordida, 636 nucleotides long. Lineage: Eukaryota; Metazoa; Rotifera; Eurotatoria; Philodinida; Philodinidae. The record is from the annotation of a GenBank genome assembly.
AUGGGCGAGUAUUCAAAAGCGCUUUCAUCUUACGAACGAUCACUUGAAAUCCGAAAAAUAGCUCUUCCUCCAAAUCAUCCCGACUUGGCUGCUUCCUAUAACAAUACCGGCUUGGUGUAUUAUAACAUGGGUGAGUGCUCGAAAGCACUUUCAUCGUACGAACGAUCAUUUGAAAUCCUAAAACUAGUUCUCCCUCCGAAUCAUCCUGACUUGGCUACUUCCUACAACAACAUCGGUAUGGUGUAUGAUAACAUGGGCGAGUACUCGAAAGCACUUUCAUCUUACGAACGAUCACUUGAAAUCCAAAAAAUAGCUCUCCCUCCGAAUCAUCCAUCCUUAGCUACUUCCUGCAACAACAUCGGUCUGGCGUAUUAUAACAUGGGCGAGUACUCGAAAGCACUUUCAUCGUACGAACGAUCACUUGAAAUCCGAAAAAUAGUACUCCCUCCGAAUCAUCCCUUAUUCGCUAAUUGCUACAACAACAUCGGUUUGGUGUAUUAUAACAUAGACGAGUACUCGAAAGCACUUCAAUAUUAUGAAAAAGCCCAAGAAAUCUGGAAAAAAUCACUACCUUCAAAUCAUCCACAUAUUGCACUUGUGAAAACAAACAUUGAAGAUGUAAAAAAGAAAAUGUAA